Molecule: messenger RNA, 1272 nt
Organism: Lolium perenne
Lineage: Eukaryota; Viridiplantae; Streptophyta; Magnoliopsida; Poales; Poaceae
Source: RefSeq, a predicted model, not a curated record
AUGCUUUCCUUUGUAGAAGUUGAUGGACAAAAGAAGAGUGGACGAGGUGUUCUGAAAGGUUUAAAAGUAUCCAAGAAGCGCUUUGCCAGUGGAUCUGCAAAGCUGAAUGUUGCAUUUUCAGAUAGGUUGGGUGGUUCAACAGGAAUGAAUUAUCGUUCAUUUGUAGAUGACGUGGUAGUUUUUAUGAAAAGAAGGAUACCACUCAUUGGUGUGAGGACGUGGGCUGACAUUCAUGCUUCUGUUCAUCGACUCAUAGUUGCGGAUGUGCUUGAAAGAUGGAACUUGGAAGAUACACCAGAUAUGGAGGAUAAAAUACUGAAAAUUGCUAAAGAGCGUUACAGAGGUUGGCGGUCAACUCUUCACUCCACAUACAAGGCCUACAAUACUGAUGCCGCUCGAAUGGCUAAUGUGCCGGAGGAUUUACAGCCAGAAGAGUGGGAGUGGCUGAUUAAUUACUUUGGCACUAAUUCAAAAUUCCAGGAAACUAGCCAAAAGAACUCUGAUAAUCGAAAAAAACAAAAGGUAAUACACAGAGUUGGAUCAAAAUCUUACUCACAACUCAGUUUUGAGAAGAGAGAUUUAGAAACUGGAGAAGAGCCUGAUUGUUUAGCUCUCUGGGAACUGACUCACACAAAGAAUGGAAUAUGGUCUAACAGAGAAUCUCAGGAUGUUUAUGACAAAGCUUGUGAAGAAGUAAACCUGAAGGAAGGUGAAACUAAUGGCCCAGUUUCAACUGAAGAUAGGAAUAAUAUUUUUCAGACCAACUAUAAAAUCACAAUGGGAUGCAAAUCCUCACAGCCUCGUGGGUAUGGCUACAUGGCUAAACCUCCUAGACCGGCUGAUAGGUUUCGUGUCGAGCUUGAAGAGCAAUCCCGUGCUUCCCAAAGACAAAAUGCUGAGCUCAACCAGCAAGUUACGCAAUUGCAAGAUGAACUCCAAGCUGAGCGUGAAAAUACGCAGCAACAACUAGAACUUGAGCGAGCUGAACGACAACGACUGGAGGAGAGGUUACAAGAAGAUAGAAUAGAGAGGGAAAGACUUUUAGAAGUGGAACGCAGAUCAAGGCAGCUAGAAUUGCAGGCAGUUCAGGAGUCGUUCAUGAAAAAAAUUGCAGAAAUGACGGAAAUGAUGGGAACCCAACAGACAUUAGCGCAACAGAUCGCCCCUAGGAGGAAUGGCAAGGAAAAUACUAAUCCAAAUGUCUCAAGGUCACUUUUUCAGACCCCAAGCUGUUCUGAACACUUGAACAUGGUCGAAUUGUACAAACAUUGA